AUGUCUCAACCACCACCGAAUCCUUCAUCGUCGUCAUCUGCACCUCAGUUCCAGACAGACGCGCGGUUCAGAACAUCUCUUCCAACAGCCUCGCUUAAAUCGUCUAUUACCGUUCCCCAAGUAGAUUCGGAGACGUAUUUACAGAACCAUGAAGAAGAGUGGAAUAGACUUGUUGAUGCCGAGGUCGAGAGUUUGGCAGAGGGAAUGGCGGAUUUAGUUGGUAUUGCUUCGAUUGAAGGAAAAGACAGGUUCCAAAUUGCACAAGAGGCAUUUCAGGCAGAGUGCAAGGCCGAGAGUAUGGCAAUCGCAGCAAAUUCACUACUAAGCAUAACCCAUUCUCUCAAACUCAUGUUCCUCCUAGGAGACGAAGAAUACAUUACCCAGCGCCGACAAGAAAGAUUAAAAACCGCCGUUGCGGAUAUCACAGCUGCGAAAGCCCGAUUCGAAAAAGCCUGGGAUGGAUUGAAAGAGCCAAGAGCAUUGGCAUCGAAGGAGCUUGCGCAGCAGGAUGAACAGGAAAAUAAAAAAGGUGGUGCAGAUACGAAAGCCUAG
Molecule: messenger RNA, 552 nt
Organism: Rhizoctonia solani
Lineage: Eukaryota; Fungi; Basidiomycota; Agaricomycetes; Cantharellales; Ceratobasidiaceae
Product: mediator complex subunit Med22
Exons: 3
Coding region: 1-552 (183 amino acids)
Biological process (GO): regulation of transcription by RNA polymerase II
Cellular component (GO): mediator complex
Molecular function (GO): transcription coregulator activity
Source: RefSeq, a predicted model, not a curated record